UGUUCUUCUGACGCUUCUACGAUAUUUCUUGUUCUUCUUUCAGUAAUCAGUCUUUUGGCAUUUACUGGAAAUUGCCUUAUAAUUUUAGCAUUCAUCAAGAAUAUUAACUUGAAGAUCAGCCACAACUACCUCAUUGUUAAUAUGGCGGUGUCUGAUCUCAUUUGCGUGCUGUUCAAUUGGCCACUCUAUGUGACAGAAGGGAUGUUAAAACCUGGCGGAAAUCUUAUUACAGAACCUUUUCUCGCCUCAUCAUUUUGCAAGCUUGGGAUUUAUGUACGAGCCAUGUCUUACGUGGUGUCUAUUUUGAGCCUGGUCCUCAUCGCCGUGGACAGAUAUAUAGCAACUGCAUUCCCGCCGAGAGCUUCGCGUAUAACUGGAAAGAUGCGGACAAUUUUACUCACAUCAUGCUGGUGCCUUCCUGCAGCUUUCCUCGUCCCGUAUUUGAUUCAUUCUGAAAUUGUUCAAAUUGACGAACAUACGUUUUGUAGAAACAUGAUUGGGCCAAACAAACUGGAAAUUUACAGCUUUUUAGGGUUUGUAGUGUUUUAUUGUGUGCCCCUUGUUUUAAUAAUUGUUUUGUACUCUCGUAUAGUAAAGUAUCUACAAAGACGAAAAGAAAAACCUGGUGGUGAAAUAAGAGGUGAAGGAUCAAAUAGACUCAGGAUAAGGCAAAAUCAAAACAUCUUGAAAAUCUUUGGGUCAAUUGUUCUCGGAUUCUUUGCAUGCUGGACACCUCUUUAUAUUUACAUGUUUCUAAAAUCGCUAUAUCCAUCUAUACUUGAAAAGGACAAAUGUCUUUUACUUAAACUUGUGGGUAUACUCUAUUACAUAUUUCCAGUGCUCAGUACCGCGAUAAAUCCAUUUAUUUUAAUAACCUUUAGCUCAAGCUUUCGAACGGCUGUAAAG
This is a messenger RNA of Porites lobata, 906 nucleotides long. The record is from the annotation of a GenBank genome assembly. NCBI's taxonomy places the organism in Eukaryota, Metazoa, Cnidaria, Anthozoa, Scleractinia, Poritidae.